Struthio camelus australis is the source of this 481-nucleotide messenger RNA. Lineage: Eukaryota; Metazoa; Chordata; Aves; Struthioniformes; Struthionidae. The record is from RefSeq and is a predicted model, not a curated record.
AUGUCUUGCUAUAUCGAGUCCUGUGGACCUUGCGGGGUGACCUGCCCUCAGCCAAUUGCCGAGAGCUACAAUGAGCCAUGCGUGCAGCAGUGCCCUGACUCCACAACAGUGAUCAUCCCACCCCCGGCUGCAGUGACAGUGCCGGGCCCCGUGUUAAGCUCUUUUCCUCAGAACAGUGUUGUGGGAUACUCAGGCCCAGUUGGGAUUGGGAGCCCCUUCAGUUUGCAGGGCUUCCAGGGCUUUGGGGGCUCUUUUGGUUCUGGGGGUUCCCAGGGUUAUGGGCCCUUCCUGGGCUUUGGUGGCUCCCAGGGUUAUGGAGGCUCCCGGGGCUCCUGGGGUUACAGGCAGUCUUUGGGCUACGGAAACUCACUCGGUUAUGGCAGUUCCCCAGGUUAUGGGGGCUCCUGGGGUUGUGGGAGCUCCCAGGGCUACGGGGGCUCCUGGGGCUCCCUGGGCCAGUAUGGGUCCAUGGGCUUUGGCA